Molecule: messenger RNA, 5713 nt
Organism: Octodon degus (degu)
Lineage: Eukaryota; Metazoa; Chordata; Mammalia; Rodentia; Octodontidae
Gene: Brpf3
Product: bromodomain and PHD finger containing 3
Exons: 13
Coding region: 182-3793 (1203 amino acids)
Biological process (GO): regulation of transcription by RNA polymerase II
Cellular component (GO): MOZ/MORF histone acetyltransferase complex
Molecular function (GO): protein binding
Source: RefSeq, a predicted model, not a curated record
GGGGCCCCAGCGCGGGCCGGGAGGGGGACGGCGGAGGGCGCCGAGAAGGCGCGGAAGGAGGCCGCGUUCCGCUUCCCAGGCCGCGCAGAUCUGCUGGGCAGGCCGCCCGCCGGUGCCCAGGGGCCCCGCACGGUGGAGCCGGGCCGGUGGCUGAGGUCUAUUUCCUUGGUGCCUGGGUGCCAUGAGGAAGCCCCGCCGGAAGUUGCGGCAGAAUGCCGAGGGCCGGCGUUCCCCGUCCCCCUACAGUCUCAAGUGCUCCCCAACCCGAGAGACACUGACCUAUGCCCAGGCCCAGCGGAUUGUCGAGGUUGACAUUGACGGACGCUUGCAUCGCAUCAGCAUCUACGACCCUCUCAAGAUCAUCACUGAGGAUGAGCUGACUGCUCAGGACAUCACUGAAUGCAACAGUAACAAGGAAAACAGCGAGCAGCCUCAGUUCCCUGGCAAAUCCAAGAAACCCUCGUCCAAGGGCAAGAAGAAGGAGCCCUGCUCCAAGCAUGCACCUGGGACCUCCUUCCAUCUCCCGCAGCCCAGCUUCCGGGUGCUGGAGCCAGGCAGCCAGCCUGAAGCGCCCCCGCUGCCUGCCGCCUAUUAUCGCUACAUCGAGAAGCCGCCCGAGGACCUGGAUGCAGAGGUAGAGUAUGACAUGGAUGAGGAGGACCUGGCCUGGCUGGACAUGGUGAACGAGAAGCGGCGGGCAGACGGGCACAGCUCUGUGUCAGCAGACACCUUUGAGCUGCUGGUGGACCGGCUGGAGAAGGAGUCGUACCUGGAGAGCCGCAGCCUUGGGGCCCAGCAGUCGCUCAUCGACGAGGACGCAUUCUGCUGUGUGUGCCUGGAUGAUGAGUGCCACAACAGCAACGUCAUUCUCUUCUGUGACAUUUGCAACCUGGCCGUCCACCAGGAGUGCUACGGUGUCCCCUACAUCCCCGAGGGCCAGUGGCUGUGCCGCUGCUGCCUGCAGUCUCCCUCCCGGCCUGUGGAUUGUGUCCUCUGCCCCAAUAAGGGUGGUGCCUUCAAGCAGACCAGCGAUGGGCACUGGGCCCACGUGGUGUGCGCCAUCUGGAUCCCCGAGGUGUGCUUUGCCAACACUGUGUUCCUGGAGCCCAUUGAGGGCAUCCACAACAUCCCGCCUGCCCGCUGGAAGCUGACCUGCUACAUCUGCAAACAGAAGGGGCUGGGCGCGGCCAUCCAGUGCCACAAAGUGAACUGCUACACAGCCUUCCACGUGACCUGCGCUCAGCGUGCUGGGCUUUUUAUGAAGAUUGAGCCCAUGCGCGAGACCAGCCUCAAUGGUACCAUCUUCACUGUGCGCAAGACCGCCUACUGCGAGGCCCAUUCGCCGCCCAGCACAGCCACGGCCAGGAAGAAGGGCGACUCCCCCAGGAGCCUCAGUGAGGCAGGGGAUGAAGACGGGCCGAAGGAGAGUGGUGGGGAGCAGCAGGAGGAGGACACAGGGGAGGAGCAGCAGCGGCAAGGCCACGGCGCGGCGGGCAGCCCCCUCAAGGCGGUGCCCAAGAAGAACAAGGCCAGUGUGAAACAGAAGAUCAAAAAAGAGCCAGAGGAAGCAGGCCGCGACACGCCUUCCACCAUUCCCGUGGUCACCGUCCCACAGAUACCCUCCUACAGGUUGAACAAGAUCUGUAGUGGUCUCUCCUUUCAGAGGAAAACCCAGUUCAUGCAACGGCUUCACAACUACUGGCUGUUGAAGCGGCAGGCACGGAAUGGCGUUCCCCUCAUCCGGCGUCUGCACUCUCACUUGCAGUCCCAAAGAAACGCUGAGCAGCGAGAGCAGGACGAGAAGACGAGCGCAGUGAAGGAAGAACUGAAAUACUGGCAGAAGCUCCGGCACGACUUGGAGCGGGCGCGGCUGCUGAUUGAGCUGAUUCGGAAGAGGGAAAAGCUCAAGCGGGAACAGGUCAAAGUCCAGCAGGCUGCCAUGGAGCUGGAGCUGAUGCCGUUCAAUGUGCUGCUGAGGACCACGUUGGAUCUGCUCCAGGAGAAGGAUCCCGCGCACAUCUUUGCUGAACCUGUCAACCUAAGUGAGGUUCCAGAUUACCUGGAAUUCAUAUCCAAGCCAAUGGAUUUUUCUACUAUGAGGCGGAAGCUGGAGUCCCACCUGUACCGCACCUUGGAGGAAUUUGAGGAGGACUUUAACCUUAUAGUUACCAACUGCAUGAAGUAUAAUGCUAAAGACACAAUUUUCCACCGAGCAGCUGUCCGCUUGCGGGACCUGGGAGGGGCCAUCCUACGGCAUGCCCGGCGACAGGCAGAGAACAUCGGCUAUGACCCCGAGAGGGGCACCCAUCUGCCAGAGUCGCCCAAAUUGGAAGACUUUUACCGCUUCUCCUGGGAAGAUGUGGACAACAUCCUCAUUCCAGAGAACCGGGCCCAUUUGUCCCUAGAGGUGCAGCUGAAGGAGCUGCUGGAGAAAUUGGAUCUGGUGAGCGCCAUGCGGUCCAGCGGGGCCCGUACCCGCCGUGUCCGCCUGCUGCGCCGGGAGAUCAACGCCCUUCGGCAGAAGCUGGCACAGCCGCCCCAGCCACCCUCCCUGAGUAAGACAAUGCUCAAUGGAGAGCUGCCCGCAGUGCCCCAGCGGGAUGCAGAGGUGCUGGAGCAGGGCUUACAGGAGGAGCCGGAAGACGAUGGGGACAGAGAUGACUCCAAACUGCCUCCUCCGCCAACUCUGGAGCCCACUGGGCCUGCACCUUCCUUGUCUGAGCAAGAAUCCCCCCCGGACCCUCCUACUCUGAAACCCAUCAAUGAUAGCAAACCUCCAAGCCGGUUCCUAAAGCCUAGGAAAGUAGAAGAAGAUGAGCUCUUGGAGAAAGCACCCCUACAGCUGGGGAGUGAGCCCUUGAACCACUUGCUCAGUGACAGUGGCAUCAACAGACUGUCUCUUGUGGCCCCCGACAGCCCUGCCGAUGCCCCUCUCAGUGGUGUGGGGCGCCGCACAUCGGUCCUCUUCAAGAAGGCCAAGAAUGGAGUUAAGCUCCAGAGGAGCCCAGAUAGGGCCCCAGAGAAUGGCGAGGACCACAGUGUGGCCGGCUCUCCCGCCUCUCCCGCCAGCACUGAGGAUGAGCACCGUUCCCGGAAGCGGCCAAGGAGCAGGAGCGGUAGUGAGAGCGAAGGGGAGCGGUCCCCCCAGCAGGAGGAAGAGACAGGUGUGACCAAUGGCUUUGGAAAACACACUGAGAGCGGGUCUGACUCGGAAUGUAGUUUGGGUCUCAGCGGUGGACUGGCAUUUGACGCUUGCAGCGGUCUGACACCUCCCAAGCGCAGCCGUGGGAAGCCGGCCUUGUCUCGAGUGCCCUUCCUGGAAGGUGUGAACGGAGACUCCGAGUACAACGGCUCAGGCAGAAGCCUCCUGAUGCCCUUUGAAGACCGCGGAGACCUGGAGCCCCUGGAGCUGGUGUGGGCCAAGUGCCGAGGCUAUCCCUCCUACCCUGCCCUGAUCAUCGACCCCAAGAUGCCCCGGGAGGGCCUCCUGCACAAUGGCGUCCCCAUCCCUGUGCCCCCGCUGGACGUGCUGAAGCUGGGCGAACAGAAACAGGCCGAGGCUGGAGAGAAGCUCUUCCUUGUCCUCUUCUUUGACAACAAGCGCACCUGGCAGUGGCUUCCCAGGGACAAAGUGCUGCCCCUGGGUGUGGAAGACACGGUGGACAAGCUCAAGAUGCUAGAAGGCCGCAAGACCAGCAUCCGCAAGUCGGUACAGGUGGCCUACGACCGCGCCAUGAUCCACCUCAGCCGGGUCCGGGGCCCCCACUCCUUCGUCGCCUCGAGCUACCUGUGAGGCUAGGACUGACCCUGCGUCUGCCUGCCCUGCAUUGCUGGGCCUCUCCCUGGGGCAUGGAGAAGCCCCUUCAGCCCAGCCAGACGUGUAGCUGGCAGCUUCCCCCUCAGGGUAGCCCGGGGGCUAGACUGUGUCUGCACUAAAGGGAAGGCCCCCGUUUUGACCAUUCACACCAUUCCCUGGAGGACCUGCUGUGUGCCAAAACCUGCCAGGGCUUCCUCUGGGCUGCUCCACUGAAGAACCACUUGCUGUGGGCUCGGCCAGCCCGGCGCUGGCCCAGGCUCAGGCCCAGGCCCUGAGGUGAGCAGUCUGGGCUCCUCCUUGGCCUGCCUGGCUCCCUCCCCCAUCCCCCCGGGGCUGCCACUUCUCUGACCCUGACCCCAGAGGUGCUGUGGGUGCCUGGGGCCCUCGGCCUCCCACCGAGCUCCCCAGCCCUCCACCCACCUCCCCUCAGUCUUCCACACUGAGGCGCAGGCUCCCUGUGCCCCCUUCCCGUCCUGCCUCUCUUGUGCCAAACUGACAGAACCAUCACCAAACUCGAGCUUUCUUCCACGUCUCCUUCCCUUCACCAGCUGCUCUGCUAGCUGGGUGUCAGGGCCCAGGCAGAGGGCAGCCUACCCCCAGGACCCCUACACCCAGAGACCCCCACUCCUGCUGCCGAUCUCGAGGCUGGUGGAGCGUGCCCUCUGCCAGGCCUGCUGUGGGAGGGCUGGCUGCUGUCAGCAGGCCAGGCUGGGGGGCUUGCGGGGGCUGGGCCUGGCAGGAGCUGGGCCUCUCGCCCCGCCCCCGCCCCUUCUCCUCUUCCCGGGGGCCGGGCCGGCGGGUGGCAUGCGCUGCCCUGCCUUAGCUUCCGCCAGUGCCCUCCCAGCCAGGGCCAAGCAGGGAUCGCAGCCCUGCUCUCGCACCUGUCUCCUCCCUCUUUCUCUGUCAUCUCUUCCCCGCCUUCACCUUCUCAAAAAUGGAAGGAAAAAAACUGUGAAUGGGGAACGCUGACUGACAAACCAACACAACUUUCCGAGGCUUCCAGGUCUGCUCUCGGGUCGCUCCUUUCACCUCGUAAGCACCAAAGUCGCAGGGCCCGGCUGCAGGCCACUGAUCGCCAUGUUGAUUUUUAACUCGAUGUUCUUUUUAAUUGUUUUAAAUUUUUCACAGGGGAGUUUUGGACAAAACAAAGUCACUGGGGAGUUCACUGCCAUUUUUACACACUUCAACUUUUUAAAACUGCAAGCAACGACACACCAACUUCUUAAACAUUUGGGACAUGAGCCAGAGUUUAAAAGGGAACCGACAAAACUCACACAGGAUGGGAUCUGGGAUUUUGUACAAUAAUAAAAACAAUAGAGCAUAUGGCUAGGGAAGGACAUGGUGUAUAUAAUUGUAAAAUACUGCUCUAAGUUAUUCAGGCCUCCGCUUUCCAUUGCUGGAGUUGCCCCCCCGCCGCGGUGUGGUGGGCUGGAGGAGCCCCCACCCCUCUCCCCAGGUAGUUGGUCUGCUGUGGGCUCUGUGGCCUUUGUCUAAACCUGUGUCGUGAGAUCCCGGGGCUCUCUCCCUCGCUCUUUCUGCGUAUGUCUAGCUCGCUCUUUCCUCACACUCUCUUCUUAGUCUCUAUUUUUCAGUCUCAAUCUUUCAGUCUCUGAGUCUCAUUUUUAAAAUGCUCUUUUAGAACAGGAAACGGCUGAGACCCUGCUGUGGCACGGGCCUCCGUGUCUCUGUCACGUCUGCUGUGAAGCACACGAUGCUCUAUUUAUUGUAGAAAGUGACUUUAUUUGCUUUCUAGAAUUGUUUAUAACAGAUGGUAUAAGAGAGAUAAUAAACAAAAAUCUAUGCCUGUAAAGAAUACAGAAGUUAAUUUUCCCUACUAUAAUAUGACUGUCGGAAACUUAUUUUCUCUCUGAGAAAUAAAUGUUCUAAUGGGCAGCA